This is a messenger RNA of Caenorhabditis angaria, 1349 nucleotides long. NCBI's taxonomy places the organism in Eukaryota, Metazoa, Nematoda, Chromadorea, Rhabditida, Rhabditidae. The record is from the annotation of a GenBank genome assembly.
AUGGGCAACUAUUUGGGAGCUGAAAAGGAAGAAAGGUAACAUUUUGUACUUUUCUUUAUAAGUGGCACUUCAAUUUUUAAUUUUCCCAAAGAUCAAGGUCAACUGUCUCUAGUUUGAUUUUUCUUUUUUUAUAUGGUCAAUAACAGAUUUCUCGAGAGUUUUAUCAAAUCAAAAUGAUUCCGGUUUCUUUUUUUCCCAGUCAAACCAUUUCUUUUCAAAAUUAAAUCAAAAUCAAAAUCAUUUAGGUCAGAAUGGUAUUGACAGCAGACAAGGCUGAAUUUCAAUUUCAAAAAAGAAUAAAAGUAAAAAAAACAUUUUCCAGACAAACUGUGAUUUGUCGACGAGUGGAAAAUUAUCGACAUAUGAGUGUAACACCAAAUCAGGAGAACACAUCUCGAAAUGAAGUUCAGACACUGGUUACAAUGGGAGCUGUUGUUUUAAUUUUGACUAUUAUUGUGCUGAUUGGAAGGGCAAAUAAUGUGAGUUUGAGUUUUGAUUUCAAAUAUUCUUAAUCGUGGUUUUUGAAUUAUGAAUCAGGGAAUGUCCAGAAGUUUUGAAAAAUUCAGAAUCCAAAUUAAACAAAUUCUUGUUUAAUUAUAGCGAAUCUAUAAUUUUUGAAUUUAUCAAACUUAGAUCCCUAAACUCUCUUUCCAAAAAAUCUUCUCAUUUUCACAGUCUGCAUUCGGAGAUCGAGAAUACAUCCUUUUAACCCCAACAUUUUGGUUAUUCUGCAUACUUAUGUUUUCUGCACUUUGUCAAUUAAUUGAUGUAAUUCGAAAACGAAAAAUUCAACGGGAGUCAGUUGCAAAUGUUCAAUCUCUUCUCGUAGAGAUGAAUUUUCCUGAAUCAUUUCCUUGUUUAUUAGCUGGACCACAUGAUGAAUGUUGUGGUGGAAGAGGAAUUGUGCAAAAACCAUUGCCAACUUAUGAUGAACUUGUUGUGGAUGAUGAGGUUAGUGAAUUUUAACUGAAAAAACUUCGAAUUUUUUUAUAUUUCUAUGUUUAUGUGAAUAUUUCUGAAAAUUGUUCUCUCUUCCGAAAUUUUUUCUCUGAAAAUGAAUUUUGAACUCCAAUUUCAUUCAAUUCAUUAUUUUCCAGAAAUUAAAAAAAAACGAAAAUUUAAUAUUUUUUCUAAACGUGACCUCAUUUUUUUUUUCAUUUUCAGAAUUUUUAAAAAAUUUUCAAUAUCUGAAAAAAAAAUUUUGAAACGUGACCUCAAACAAACACCAAUUUUUCAUUUUCUAAAAAAUACUCCACAUUUUCUUUCAAUAAAAUUUUUUUCAGACUGCAAAACCACCAACCUACACACGAGCUCUCACAAUGCUUCAAGAAAAACAACAAUUUUCCUGA